AUGUCGGACGAACAGAUCUCGCUGCCAUACUUCGUGGCCAUACUGGUCGUCUUCGGCUUGAUAAUACGAUACCUCUUCUUUGGAGGCCCCGCGCCCCAGCAGCCCUCCCGAUCACCGGAGGCCUUCCUCAGGUCAAGAGAGAUCGCAGUCGAUAGGAUACAACAGAUGUUUCCGCAGGCGGAGAGGCGAAGUAUCCUCUGGGACCUGCAACGGAACGGGGGCAAUAUUCAGAACACCACCGAGCGGAUUCUCGCCGGCCGACUGGACACGCCCCCGAUCACCUUCCAACCUCCCCCGCCCCCCGGUGGCAGCACCAGCACGGUAACAGCGCCCCGACAACCGCACAAGCCGGCGCAACCGGACCUGAUUACGCGAUAUAACUUGAAGGGGAAGGUUGCGUCUGAGGAGGCGACGGAGGACGACAAGAAGGGCAAGGCGUGGAGCUCAAACCGGGAAGAGAGGCACGCUUCGCUACAGAAGAGGAGGGAUGAGAUGAUUCUGGCAGCCAGGAGGAAGAUGGAGGCCAAGAUUGCCGCGGAGAAGGCGAUGCAGGGAAGCUGA
This is a messenger RNA of Ilyonectria robusta, 561 nucleotides long. RefSeq lists its product as uncharacterized. Gene Ontology annotation, molecular function: ubiquitin binding. The record is from RefSeq and is a predicted model, not a curated record. Bases 1 to 561 code for a protein of 186 amino acids. The transcript has 2 exons. NCBI's taxonomy places the organism in Eukaryota, Fungi, Ascomycota, Sordariomycetes, Hypocreales, Nectriaceae.